GGCUGCUCGCAGGGCGCAUGUUUGGAGAGGCUGGCUGGAGGGAAAUGAAGUGAGGAAGCUGAGCCUCCAAACUUUCUUUGUUUUUGUGUUGUUUUACAGCAUGCGGCCUUUCUGCGGGUAACAGCUUGUUCCAGCCUUGCUGUUCUGUGUGCAGUUCUGUGGGUCUGUGCUGAAGGGGGAGUUGGGGAUUGGCAGGUCUAAACUAUGAGUACCAAGUCUAAACUCAAGCCUAAACCUAAACCCAGGAGAGCUGGUAUGGAUAAAUCUGGUGAUUCUUCCAAGCGAGGGAAGAAAACCAAGCCCAAACCAAAGGUGGGUGGAAAACAGCCAACAGCAAAGGACCAGAAAGACUCGGAACCGGCCCUUCAUUCAGUUUCUGGACAAGCCUCUGUAAAAGCUGCGUCCUCUCAGAGCACCACUUCAAAUGAUAAUGGGUCUGCCCAAGAAGUCCUGCAUGAAGCUCCGAUGUCCCAGAGUUUGGACUCCAGUAACACAACUAGUCAUGCAGCAAAGGCUUUGUCUGCAGAAGCCUCUGGGGAGACUGGAGAGGGUGCAGCUAAUUUUAAGGGCUCUGAGGAAGCGAAGAAAGUUUCUACGCCUGUGCAGUCACGCCUGGCCUGGAAGACCAUGGUCAGACCAGCUUCACCUCCAGAUGCACUAAAGACCCUAAAUGCUGGAAACAGCACUUCACAGAAAGACCCAGAGCUGGAGAAGUCCUUAACAUUACCACCAGCAGCAGCACCUCCUCAGUUAAAGCUACCUCAGAAACAAAAAGGCUCAGCGAAACCACAAACAGUGGUGAAAAAAAGGAAGAGGAAGAUGGGGUUGUACAGUUUUGUUCCCAAAAAGAAAGCCAAAGUGUCGACUAAACAGAAUCUCAUCUUACCCUCUUCUAGCAGCCAGAAGGAAGUGUUACAUGUAGCCAAAGGAGUCCAGCUGCAACUGGAGGAGGCAUUCAAACCUAGAACCAAACUGGAUAACCAAGAGAAGCAGAGCGGGAGUGCAGCUGAAGGAGGAGCAGCAGCUGAACCCCAGAAUAAGAAUGAUGAUGUAAAAGCUUCUCAAAACGACUGUGAGGAAUACACAGAGCUGCCGCUGUACUCUCUGGCCCAGGAGAGUGUGCUCACAGCUAUUCGCACAGGCUUGCCUGAGGAUAAGGAGAACAUGGAAGCGGAUGAAAUGCUGGAGCCGCCACUCUGCUGCUGCCGUAUGGAGACACCCAGGAACCAGGAUGUUGUAACCCUGGCAGAGGGGAAGUGCAUGGCUGUGGAGAGUGUAGAUGGGAAGCUGAGUUUGUGUCGGAGGCCCAUCCACAAGCAGGAGAUGAUGCGUCCGUCUCUGCGGAUCCCCCUGCUGGUGCUGUGCGAGGACCACCGAGCCGGCAUGGUCAAACACCAGAGCUGCCCAGGCUGCGGCUUCUUCUGCAGGGCUGGAACUUUCAUGGAGUGCCAGCCUGAUGGUCACAUCUCUCACCGGUUCCAUCGGAGCUGUGCCUCUGUGAUCCGCGGGCAGCUUUUCUGCCCUCACUGCGGAGAGGAAGCCUGCCAGGCUAAAGAAGUUACCAUCCCCAAAACUGACUCUGUAAUUACCAUGCCCGCUAUCACCACAGCUGCUUUACCAAGAGACAGAAGAGACUCUGCUUCAGCCGAAAAACCAAGUGUGGUCCCUUCACCUGCCAGACCUGUAGAUCCUGCAGUAGAAUCACUAGAGACGGUUCUAGAAACACUGGAGGAUGGAGAGUAUAAGAAGUCAAAGCUUCCCCCGAAGCAGCUAUUCUUUUCAGCUAGGAGAGGCGAGCUGCAGCAGGUCAUGCACAUGCUGGUGGAGGGGGUGGAUCCGAACUUGCAGAUGGAGAGCGAGAGGAGGCGGACGCCUCUCCAUGAGGCUGCAGCUGAGGGCCACAAGGAAAUCUGCCACAUUCUGGUGCAGGCGGGAGCAAAUCUGGACAUGUGUGAUGAUCGGCAGCGGACUCCUCUGAUGGACGCCUGUGAAAACAACCACAUGGUAACAGUGGAGUAUCUGCUGAAAGCUGGGGCCUCCACAUCACACAAGGAUAUAAGAGGAUCUACAUGUCUUCACAUGGUGGCUCGAGGAGGUCACACUGGCAUACUGCAGCAUCUUCUGUCCACUUCCUUUAUAGAUGUCAACUGUAAGGAUGACGGGGGAUGGACUCCUAUCACUUGGGCCACCGAAAACAUGCACAAAGAACAGGUCAAGCUGCUGAUAGCUAAAGGAGCAGACAUCCAUAUGAGGGACAAGGAGGAGAAUAUCUGUCUGCACUGGGCUGCGUUCGCAGGCUGUGAUGAUAUUGCUCAGCUGCUGCUGGAGAACAGGUCAGACCUGCACGCCGUGAACAUUCAUGGAGACUCUCCUCUGCAUAUAGCGGUCCGACAGAACCAGCUGGACUGUGUUAUGCUCUUUCUGUCCCGAGGAGCAGACGUCAACCUGAAGAACAAAGACGGAGAGACCCCUCUGGACUGCUGCAGUGCCAACUCCAAGGUGUGGACCAUCCUAAACACCAGCAAGAAGCUCACGGAUGCUCGCAAAGGCAGAGACAGCCAAGGAGAGAAGCUCCUCUGCAGAGAUUUGUCACGUGGCUAUGAGGAGGUUCCUGUAUCCUGUGUGAAUGGAGUGGACCAGGAGCCCUUCCCAAACGACUUCAAGUACGUCCCUGAGAACUGUUUCACCACCCAGGUGAACAUCGAUGAGAAUAUCACACACCUACAGCACUGCACAUGUAAAGAUGACUGCUCCUCCAGCAACUGUAUCUGUGGCCAGCUCAGCAUGCGCUGCUGGUAUGACCGGGAGGGCCGUCUGUUGCAGGAGUUCUGUAGAGAAGAUCCACCCUUUCUGUUUGAGUGUAACCAUGCCUGCUCGUGCUGGAGAACGUGCCGGAACCGAGUGGUACAGAACCGUCUGAGGGUCCGCUUGCAGGUCUUCAGAACGGCCAAAAUGGGCUGGGGUGUGAAAGCUCUGCAGGAUAUUUCUGAAGGAACCUUCAUAUGCGAGUUUGCUGGUGAAAUAAUCUCAGAUGGAGAAGCGAAUGUGAGGGGGAACGACUUGUACAUGUUCAACCUGGACAAUAAGGUGGGUGAGGUAUACUGCAUCGAUGCCCACUUUUAUGGCAACGUUGGCAGGUUUAUAAACCACCUGUGUGAGCCCAAUCUGUUUCCUGUACGAGUUUUCACCAGACACCAGGACCUGCGCUUCCCACGUAUCGCUCUGUUCUCCAGCAAAGCCAUAAAGGCUGGAGAUGAACUUGGGUUUGACUAUGGAGAUCAGUACUGGGACAUCAAGAGGAAGUACUUCAGCUGUCAGUGUUCCUCUUCAAAGUGCAGGCACUCCGGGUCCGUCUCGAGCCGCAGCCACGUGGACAGCUCAGCCCAAACCCCCACAGUCCGGUCCUCAGCUCAGUCAGCCGCCACUGAGCGCAUUCACUCAGCCAGCACUGGACGAGCAGUAACCCGGCCCUGAGGCCUGAGACUGAACUCUACAGUGACUCUACAGUAUUCCUCUCUACUGUUAUCUGCCACUAGAUCAUAUUCAACAUCAUGUUUCUUAAUAGUUCUCAUCAUAGUGUCAUCAUACUGUUUAUAUACAGUAUACACACAUAUAUAUAUUUUUCCUCUGUGAAUUAUUUGUUUUAUACAAAUGCAAGUAUUCAAUGAUUUCUGCACUUCAAAGCAGUGGAAAGCAUUUUAAACAUUUAAUUUUUUAGAGAAUUUUAAAAUUGAGAAAUACCGUUUUUAAAACAAAACUAUUUUUAGCAUGAUAAAAGUCUCCAAUUAGAUUCAAAAAAUGAAUCUGGCAGUGAUUUAAGUUAGCCUGCCCUAUAUUUUAUUUGUACUACAUGUAAUCAAUGGUGUGUUUGAGCAGCUGAUACUGCUGAACAUCAAUCAGAUGUUCAGAUAAUGGCUGAAUUAACGAAAGAAGGUGCUGCUCGUGUUUUUAAGCCUUUUAAGCUGUUUUUAAAAUCUAUUUUUUCAGUCACCCAAGUUUUAAUCAUGUUCUCAAUACUGACAGCAAUAUGAUCAUGUGUGAAAUAAAUUCAUUUUUUAUA
This is a messenger RNA of Astyanax mexicanus (Mexican tetra), 4060 nucleotides long. It is a transcript of the gene ehmt1a, whose product is annotated as euchromatic histone-lysine N-methyltransferase 1a. Gene Ontology annotation, molecular function: histone methyltransferase activity; zinc ion binding; protein-lysine N-methyltransferase activity. Gene Ontology annotation, cellular component: nucleus. Lineage: Eukaryota; Metazoa; Chordata; Actinopteri; Characiformes; Acestrorhamphidae. The coding region runs from base 205 to 3474 and encodes 1089 amino acids. The transcript is spliced from 24 exons. The record is from RefSeq and is a predicted model, not a curated record.